UGAGAGGAGGCAGGUGGGUGUGGCUGGCUCCCACCAAGCGAGGACGCCUCCCAGCAGCUCACUGGGGCCUGAGAGCGGACCUGAGCUGGGUGUUCGCUGAAAGAAACCUCGUUUCCCACCCGCCUCUUUCGCUGGGUGCCAACAGGACCCCUCCCCACAACCAGCUGGGCCUCCCGAACACGGCACCCUGCUGAUCACCGCUCACCCUAUGCCCAGUCCCCCGCUCCUGCCCUUGCCUGUGUCCCUGGCUGCCUCCCAAGCAGUGCUAAAGGGAGCCGUCUGCCUGCCAGACCCACCCCAGCUCUUUUUUUCCUUGUUUUUUAAAUUCUCACCGAGGAUAUUUUUUCCCCCAUUGAUUUUUUAGAGAGUGGAAGGGGGGAGGGGAGAGGAGAGAAAGAGAGAAACUUCAAUGUGAGAGAGACACAUUGACUGCAGACUCCCGACCCAGCCCCACAGCAGCUGCAGCAUGAGUGGCCCCCCGCCCAGCGUGCCCGAGCCCAGCCCAGCAGAAGGAGCUGGAGGCCGAGCUGGAAAGGCCGUGGUGGGUGCCUGGGAGAAGGGCCCUCGGCUGGGCCCGCGGCUGCCCUCCAUCGUGGUGGAGCCCACCGAGGCGGGUGCUGUGGAGAGUGGGGAGUUGCGGUGGCCCCCCGAGGGCGAGCAGAGGGGUUCCCCGCAGAGCCAGGCUGCUGCCGCCCCCGCGCCCAGCCUGCCAGGAGCACCCAGGGACGUACCAGGCCACCCCGGCAGCGAGUGUGCCAGCUCCGAGGCCCAGGCCCCGCGGCCCAGGGAUAGGACAAGACCAGGGCCAGAUUCUGCUGUCCCUGCCAACGCCGCCACUGCUCCCUGACCACUGGGAGGGUCCCACUGCUCCCUGACCACUGGGAGGACCCCACUGCUCCCUGACCGUUGGGAGGGUCCCACUGCUCUCUGACCGCUGGGAGGACCCCACUGCUCCCUGACCGCUGGGAGGGUCCCACUGCUCCCUGACCGCUGGGAGGGCCCCAGCCCCGGGAAUAAAGCUGGGCCGCGCCUCCACUCACCUCCUCUGGCCAGACCCCUAGCCCCGCCCUCUUCCGCCCAGGGUCAGGGUCGGGAUCAUCCCCUCCCUAUUCUGUGGUUUGAAGCAGAAAUAAAGGCAUUUCCUGG
Messenger RNA from Myotis myotis, 1146 nucleotides. It is a transcript of the gene LBHD2, whose product is annotated as LBH domain containing 2. The record is from RefSeq and is a predicted model, not a curated record. The coding region runs from base 467 to 847 and encodes 126 amino acids. NCBI's taxonomy places the organism in Eukaryota, Metazoa, Chordata, Mammalia, Chiroptera, Vespertilionidae. The transcript has 4 exons.